Molecule: messenger RNA, 546 nt
Organism: Trichoderma asperellum CBS 433.97
Lineage: Eukaryota; Fungi; Ascomycota; Sordariomycetes; Hypocreales; Hypocreaceae
Source: RefSeq, a predicted model, not a curated record
CAUACGAAGCUUUCUGACAAAGUCAACGAAUUCGCACACGAUGAAGGCGCAGGCAACUGCAGCGCUGGUUGCUGGGCUUCUCGCCUAUGCCACAGCCGCGCAAUCUACUUUGGCUUUGGGAGAGUUAACUUUUGCAGCUCCCCAAUGCUCUGACGGCGGCUCCGGUGUUAAUGUCUCCGACUGCAGCACAGCAAUCUCACAGCUGCUGGCCGCAAACUGCUCUGGGGGAGUAUGCCAUAUCCCAGCAGCAGCCCCCGAUGCCGCAGAGUCGACUAUUUCCCAGCUGGUGGGAAAAUGUGAGGUGGCUAUCGGUACCUUUGCCAAUGGAGAUGCCGUCACGUUCAACCAAGAUUCUGUGGAGAGCGCAUUCCCAGCUUUUAUCAAUGAAUGCUUUGGACAUGCCGGAGGUUUUGGCGCCCCACUUCAACUCACUACUGACGGAAUUCUCCGCCUUAUAUUCUUCAACGGCAUCAUUGGCGGUGGCGGUUAAUGCGGUGACACGAAGGAUAAGAAUGGGUUGACAACUACAGUGAAUGAGGAUAGACG